CAUGUGUUCAUGGAGGAGAAGAGCAUCUUAAUGGCAAAUCAGGAUGAAGAUGAAGAUGAAGAUGAAGAUGGUGACCAAAGGUGGGUCAUUCUGGUAUCCAUCAUCAUACGCAAGAUCAUUGCUCUCUUUAGAAAGCCCAUGGAGUGGAGUGGUUUCAUCAUUGAGUUCCUACUCAACCUCAUCUCACUUAAUGGUGGCUUCCUUGGCCUCCUCAUCAACCUUCUCUCAGGGAACGUUAGAAUGCCAAGAAGAGGUUCAGAAACGUUCAUGAGUGGCAUUGGACAUCUGGAUUCACGUGUUAAUCUUUACAAGAAGAGUGAAGAGACUUUUGAGAUUGGAAGCAAAGCUUUGAUGGAUCUUUGCAUGAUGGCUUCUAAAUUAGCUUAUGAGAAUGCCAAUGUCGUCCAUAACAUUAUAGUGAACCAUUGGAAGAUGCAUUUUGUGGAUUUCUAUAAUUGCUGGGAUGAUUAUCAGAAGGAAGAAUCAACACAAGUGUUCAUGUUAUGUGACAAGGCAAAAGAUGCUAGUCUGAUACUGAUAAGCUUCCGAGGAACUGAGCCUUUCGACGCAAAUGAUUGGUGCACUGAUUUUGAUUACUCAUGGUAUGAAAUACCCAAAAUGGGGAAAGUUCAUAUGGGUUUUCUGGAGGCUCUGGGAUUGGGUAGCAGAGCUCAGGUCUCCACAUUCCAUGCAAAUUUCCAACCAAAAGAUCAUGCUUGUGCAUUGAAGGAUGCUUCUCCAGAUGAUUAUGAUGAUGAGAAGAAGAUAACAGCAUACUAUGCAGUGAGGGAGAAGCUGAAAAGCUUGUUAUCUGAGCACAAGAAUGCAAAGUUCAUUGUAACAGGGCACAGCUUAGGUGGUGCAUUAGCAAUCUUAUUUCCAGCGGUGCUGUUGUUCCACAAUGAAGAGGAGCUGAUGAACAAGAGUUUCAUGGGAGUGUACACAUUUGGACAACCAAGGGUAGGUGAUAAGCAGUUGGAAAAGUUCAUGGAUGCUCAUGUAUGCCAUCCGGUGCCCAAGUAUUUCAGGGUGGUCUAUUGUAAUGAUCUGGUUCCCAGGUUGCCUUAUGAUGACAAGACCUUCUUGUACAAGCACUUUGGCCUCUGCCUUUACUAUAACAGCUUCUACAUUGAGCAGAGGGUGGAUGAGGAGCCCAAUAGGAACUACUUUGGAUUGAGAUAUCUGUUGCCAUUGUACCUAAAUGCAGUAUGGGAACUGGCAAGGAGCUUGGUAAUGGGAUGUAUCUAUGGAGCAGAGUAUAAGGAGACCUGGCCUUCAAUCUUGCUCCGGAUCUGGGGACUGGUAAUGCCUGGUAUUUCAGCACACAGCCCUACAAACUAUAUCAACAGUAUAAGAUUGGGAAGAGAAGACAAUAUUGCUCUUUGAACAAACACACAUUUAUAUUGCCCAUUUGCCCAGCUGUGUUCUGUUGUAUACCUUCUGUGUCUAUUUUCCCUGGAAAUUUCAGGUGAACUUCACACUACUAACAAAUAGA
Molecule: messenger RNA, 1495 nt
Organism: Dioscorea cayenensis subsp. rotundata (Guinea yam)
Lineage: Eukaryota; Viridiplantae; Streptophyta; Magnoliopsida; Dioscoreales; Dioscoreaceae
Product: triacylglycerol lipase OBL1-like
Exons: 5
Coding region: 10-1386 (458 amino acids)
Biological process (GO): lipid metabolic process
Molecular function (GO): triacylglycerol lipase activity
Source: RefSeq, a predicted model, not a curated record